Messenger RNA from Cyphellophora attinorum, 522 nucleotides. RefSeq lists its product as uncharacterized. Bases 1 to 522 code for a protein of 173 amino acids. The record is from RefSeq and is a predicted model, not a curated record. NCBI's taxonomy places the organism in Eukaryota, Fungi, Ascomycota, Eurotiomycetes, Chaetothyriales, Cyphellophoraceae. The transcript has a single exon.
AUGAACCUCAUUAUCGACCAUAUCUGUAUCCCGGCUCUUCUGACGAAACAAGCCCCCGUCUGGUCCGCAACAUCGCGACCAGCAAAGCCAAAAAGCGAAGAGCAAAUUACACUGCCGUCUUCAAUCGUCGUCCUUCGACAGUGGUCACUAAUCCAGGCUCGAGGGCACUAUGUUGGUCCGACUUCUGCCAUUAUCUCCACCGCCGCGUAUCUUGGAGCCUCGUUCUCAUUCAGCGGAUUUGGCCAGCUCGCUAUACGACUAGCAGCCUUGUCUGCGUUCUCUGUGAUGCCAUUCACAGUCAUCGGCAUCCUAGGUCUCAACGACGAGCUCAAUCUUCGAGCAGCCCGCUCAAUUGACGGUGACGAGGGCGAAAGCGAAACAACGGCUCUCAUAUCGGACAAGGCGCUGGCGACGGAGAAUUUGACACUCUUGCGGAAGUGGGUGGGGUUGAACGAUGUCCGGGCUAGUUUUGCACUUGUCAGCAUUGUCCUUGCGUUUCUGGCCAUCAUCAACCAGGGCUAG